Messenger RNA from Paramecium sonneborni, 501 nucleotides. The record is from the annotation of a GenBank genome assembly. Lineage: Eukaryota; Ciliophora; Oligohymenophorea; Peniculida; Parameciidae.
AUGAAAGGAGUUUAUUCGCCGAAAUCAAAUGGUCGUUUUGCGACAUCAAAUAAUGAAAAUCUAUAAUAAAUCAUUUUAAUAACUUAACAAUAACUUAAAAAUGUAGUUUAAGCUUCUUUAAAAUAAAAAGUGCUCAUAAGGAUUCAUGAAAUAGGUAAAAGAGUUGGAAAUUUAAUGAAUAAACCAAUAAAUUUAAAGAUUUUAAGUGAUUUAAAAGAUGAAAUUUAAAUAUUAUUAGAAAAGCAGAAUAAAGGGUCCUGUGAGCACAUUCUUUUGUAAAGAUUAUAGAUUGAAUUAUAAAACAAAAUAAUUAUAAUUCAAAAACGUCUUUUAAAAAAUGUUGUAAAAUAUAUUAAAGAGACACAGUUAAAAGGGUUAUCAAAUUAUGAGGGAUAUAAUAUUGUUGAAUCUAAAAAUAAUAAUAAAGAUAAAUAUGAUAAAAUUAGUUAAGAGAAAAAUUAAUACAAAAAACAUAAUUUAAAAUCAAAAACAUUAGAUUGA